CCCGCCCGGAAUAGACGCAGCACGUGCGUCCCGCGCGACACACGUCGCUCGCGGCCCCGCUCGCCGCGCCGGAACAACCGAAACUACGACAAACAAGAAUAAACUUAACUAUAAGCAACCGCGUUGUGAAUUAACUCACAUUAGAGCCACAAUAAUAAGUGUUUAGCCUCAUAUUUGUAGAGAACUAUUUAUAAGUUUUGUUGACAUCAGCGGAUAGUUACUAUAACCGCAGCGCUAUCGUAGUGGCCUUGUUAUUUAUCUCUUACGGCAGCGAGCUUUCAGUUUCGUACAGUGCUUAAAGUUUUGGAUGUACUUCGUAUGUAUCGGAAGUUUUGGUGUUAGAUAGAAAGUUUACGGUUGACAAUUAGCCUUAAAUUUGCACAAGAAAUUUAGUGUAACGAUGUGCCUUAAGUUUUAUUAGUGUAUGUGUUGUCUCGCUUGCUCUUUUGGAGUGUCGUGUGCGUGCGAGCGAGAUGCGCGGCUGUGUGUGGGCGUGCGUGGUGGCGCUGGCGCUGCUGCCGGCUGCGCGCGCGCACUCGCAGGCCACCGCCGACAACCUGCUCAUUGUGAAGAAAUGGGCGCAGACUAUCGGUGAGGAGUUGUGGGGACUUAGUGAGUCGCUCACUAAAUCCGAUGAGAUUAGGAUAAAAUACAAACAAAUGAACGCGAGCGUCAAGAAAAAAGACGGGAAGCAAAUUCUAGAGUCUUCACUGAAAUCCGUGAGCGCUAUGCUGACGAGGAAAAUCAAUGCAGUCAAAUGCAUCCACGCUGUGGCCACGGAGUUGGCGAAGCAGCACAACUACUCGGAGAUCAGGGAUCCUGACUUCGACUUCGACUAUUGUUCGGCGAAGUAUUCGACGUUCAUCACGGAGAACGGCGAAGAGCUGCCAAUUAAUGAUCCGCCGAAGUUCGCCAUCAAUAAUACUCACUACAAUACGGUGCACCUCGAGAAAGACUCUCACUUCUACAACAUCAGUGUCAAUACCACCACCAGCUGCGUGCACGUGCCCACUAAUAUUUAUUAUAGAGAGCGAGAUGCCCUAAACGCAAUAUUAUGGACCAAAGGUCUCAACGAGAUAUUCACUCGGAACUACGAGUCGGACCCGUCUCUCUCGUGGCAAUACUUCGGCAGUUCUCACGGCAUCAUGCGGUUCUAUCCGGCCAUGCCGUGGAACAUGCGCGAGACCGACACCUACGACUGCCGCGUGAAGUCCUGGUACAUUGAGGCCGCCACCUGCUCCAAAGACGUCAUCAUCCUCUUCGACGUCUCAGGGUCAAUGACCGGGUUCAAGAACUAUGUCGCCAGAAGGACCCUCCGCUCUUUGCUCGACACGUUGUCCAAUAACGACUAUGUGAAUGUGUACUCCUUCAAGAAAGAAACGAAGGAGGUGGUAGCUUGUUUCGUGGACCUGGUGCAGGCCACGCCGGAGAAUCUGGAGUCCAUCAAGAACACUCUAGAGCCGGACGAGGAGACCGGCGUGCACAAGGACAAGCUGGAGGGCUACGCUAACUUGACUAUAGCUUACAUUACAGCUUUCAAAAAGUUGAAGGAAAGAAGGUCCCACUGCAACGUGAGCAGCACACAGGGCUGCAACCAGCUGGUGAUGGUAAUCACGGACUACGUGCCCGGGAACCUCACCGAGGUGUUCGAGGAGCACAAUCGGGAGACCGUGGGCAACAAGACGUACAUACCGGUCCGGGUCUUCACGUACCUUAUUGGGAAGGAGGUGACCAAUGUGAGGGAGACUCAGUGGAUGGCGUGCCUUAAUCGAGGCUACUUCGUGCACAUCCACUCGGUGGAGGAGGUGCAGCAGCAGGUGCUCAAGUACAUCAACGUCAUCGCCAGACCCAUGAUCCUGGCGAAUGAGGAGCCUCCGCCCACCUGGACGCACGCCAAUAUAGACCACACGCGAACUAUUACGUGGAACGUGAGUGGUGAUGUGUGGAAGCCCGACGAAGAUAAGCUAGUGACAUCUGUGGCAAUACCGGCUUUCGACAUGAAAUACAACGAUUUGAAUAACGACGCUAUUCUGCUUGGGGUAGCCGGUACCGACGUUCCUAUAGACAGUCUAGCCAAGCUAGCUCAGCCACAUCAGCUCGGUGUUAAUGGGUAUUCGUUUAUCGUGAGCAACAACGGCUACUUGCUUUUGCAUCCACUCCUGAUUGCUACGAUAAACGGCAGACUCCAAAAGAACUACAACAGCGUGGACUUCGUGGAGGUGGAGCAGGUGGACGACGGGAAGGGCCCGCGCGAGCUCGGGGACAAGAUCACGCGGCUGCGGGAGAGCCUCGUCAACGGCACCGACGGCAACAUGACCGCCGUGGAGGUGCUGUACCACUAUGAUAGCAUGAGGAGGAUCGCGCGCGUCAAACACGAUUAUUUCUUCAACAAGUUGAAUGACACCCCGUUCUCCAUGGGGAUAUCCCUGCCGAGGGGGUAUGGGGAUACUGAACUACUGCUGAAGGAUAACCCCCUGGAAGCCAAACAGGGCAUGGAGCUGAUCGGAGUCAAUGUCACCAGCUACUUCAAUUACACUUUUAGGAUUCAUCCUGAUUGGGUGUACUGUAAAUACCACUAUUUGGAGGGUCACGAGUCCAACAACGCUGAAAUAGAAAUGUGGAAGUUUUUAGCGAAUAUUUCCAAGAAUGAAAUUGAUAUCACCAAGAAGCAGUAUAACGAGGACUACACUGAGAAGGCGAAGGAGAAAUUUAAUGUUGACACACACUGCGGCAACACCAGCAUAGGCAAAGACGAUUACUACUGCAACGAAGACUUAGUCAAGCAACUGGUGUUCGACGCCAAGCUCACCGACCCCUACUUCCGAACUUGGAAGGCUCUGGACUUCGAGCGAGAGCUGGCCAAGAAGUAUGACGUCAGCGUGCGGUUCAUAGCCACCGCCAGCGGACUCACGAGAUGGCACUAUGUGAGGGAAGAGGACAGCGAUAAGAAUGAGAUCGUGAGGGAGGAUGGUACUAGAGAGAAGAAGUUUAAGGGAGAAGUGUUCGGAGACAACCACAACUUCAACUCCAUAGAGGAGACGUGGUACAAGGCGGCCGUCCUGCAACACAUGAUCAACAAGGAGUCCCUCGUGAUCGCCACCCCCCUCCCCGUGCUCGAUGACACCAUACAAGACGAACCUUCCGUAGAGAACGAAGAGGGGGAUAUUACUAUAACAGCGUCGUACGCGAUCUUCUACAAAGACGGGAACUCCGAGACGCCGGCGUCGGUCGUCGGCUUUCAGUUCUCGUAUCUGAACUUUAUUUCGAGAUUUUUGAGCAUUACUAACAAGACUGAGGGUCUCUCAUGCGACGGCAAAGUAUACGACUGCUACAUAGUGGACAGCUCGGGCUACAUAGUGCUCUCCCUGGAGAAGGCAGAGGUCGGCCAGUUCUUCGGAGUAGUCCAGCCGUAUGUGAUGCAGUCGUUCCUGGACACCGGCGUGUUCGAGCACGUGGAGGUGUUCAACUACCAGGCGCUGUGUCCAGUGUCCACGUUGAGCAAGGAACCUAGUCACGCGUGGUCAAUGACCUCUCCUUUCAGUAUCAUCGGCAGUUUUAUACGUUGGCUGCUUGUCGAGGCAGUUAUAAUGAUGUCUAGUGUUUAUGAUCAAGGCACCAAUGCAUUUGUUAUUGGAGAAUAUGAUGACUACUAUAUCUUAAACACUGACAAUGCAGAGGAAGACGUGAACAGUACGGCGACGCCUGCCGCAGAAAACGAGACCGUGUCCGCUAAAGAACCAGCUCCGUCGUUCUCGUGCGACCACCAGAUCAUCCUGUACAUCCUGAACCAGCAGCACUUCGAGGACGAGAUAGCGACAUCUAGCGAGAACGUGGAGUGUCACCCGCCGUACUGGGCUUCGUACGUGACGAAGACUAACCUGUUGCUGGCGGUGGUGCGGAGGGUGGACGCGGCAGAGUUCGCGGAGUGCCCGGCGGCGCCCAGCACGCACCCGGUGCCCACCAGCAACUCCACCACCAGCUCCGACCCCUGCCACAAGCUGGACCUGGGCCGCCUGCACCGCCGCCGACUGGAGGGCUGCUUCACCUAUCAUGACGAUGAGGCCCGCAUCACGGCGUGCGGGCUGGGCAGCCGGCAGCGAGCCAGCCUCGUCGUGCUGGCCCUCGCCGCCGCCGCCAGAUUGUUCUACUAAUGUGAUUGAAUACUAGUACUUACUACAUACUUUAUAUUUAUACCUUUGUUACUUUGACAGUAAACUUUGUUGCACCUA
Molecule: messenger RNA, 4229 nt
Organism: Plutella xylostella (diamondback moth)
Lineage: Eukaryota; Metazoa; Arthropoda; Insecta; Lepidoptera; Plutellidae
Gene: Ca-Ma2d
Product: Ca[2+] channel Muscle-specific alpha2/delta subunit
Cellular component (GO): voltage-gated calcium channel complex
Molecular function (GO): voltage-gated calcium channel activity
Source: RefSeq, a predicted model, not a curated record